ACUCCACGGCUCCUGCUGCGCAACGUGAUGGACGGACGGAGGGCGGCAGAACACCAUAGAGGUUCAUGGGUCUGCGCUCAGAGCUCCCCAUGAGACAUGGUUCUACCUGAAAAAACGUCCAGACCUUCUGCUCCCAUGAAGGUCCCCAAGCAGCACGCCCUGCGGCACCAGAGCUUGCCCUCCCCGGCCCUGUGCUGCGCCUGCGGCCUGUGCAUCAUGCUAGCCGGCAUCAACAUCACCCUGGUGGGAGCUUUUGCCUUUGGCACUUUCCUCCCUACUGGCAACCCCCCCAUCAUCAUUGGUCCUCUUCUUUUAUUGAUAGCCCUGGCCUUCUUCACAGCGUGCUGUGUGGCCAGCAGGAGGCCCCCGGCACACUUGGCCCACAAGGCUAAAGCAGGUGAGAAGUGGGGGCUGAUGCGGAUGGGGACGGCGGCGUUUGAAAUGGAGACGAGCGAGCACACGCUGCAGGACACCACGGCCGUCCAGCUCAGCCCCACCAACUCCCCCACCUCCUCCCACAAGUCCAGCUCCAGCCACGGGGGCACCACAGCUCGGCCGGGCUGUCAGGACGGAGCCGGCGAGCCGCACAUGUCAGAGAUGUCUGACAUGGCUGUCACUGGAGAUUACACCGCCUUGACCUCUGACAGCAAGGCGAGCACUCUCACACAGAUGCUGCCAGGCCAGAACACUUCCUCUACGUAGCAUGGGCUUUUGAUUCUGCUAAUUACAGUGGGAAUUUUUCGGGGUGUUUGACAGAGCCGAUAAAUGGCCAGCAGACUCUCAGAUUGUAGCCUGAAAUGUGUUCCAUGUGUGAACCUCUCUGUUUGUAGCUUACUCUGUGUGUUGUGUUAUUGUUUAUUACUCAGUCCCAAUGUGUACUUUACUCUGCCAGAAACAGGAACAGGAACUGGAGAUGAUAGCUUAAUCAUGAGUGUUUGUGUACUUCUUUUUGUAUUAUACAGUUAAGGCUAAAAAUCCUGCAGUUAGAGCUUGUCAACCUACGUCGGGAAAGAUGUCCGGCCAAGUUUCUCUGAGUCACGAAAGCUGUUCCUGUAAACCUGUUAAAGCUCAGCCAAAUCUUUUUUUUGUUCACACACUUUGAUAGAAAUGUUCUAAUUUCUGUUUGCAUCAACUGCAGUGGGUGAGUAACCUGUGUCGUGUCAAGAUGGAUAUUCAAGAACAAAUUAGUGAAUGUGUGCCAUGUUUGUUACUGCAGACAUCAUAUUUGUUUGUGGUACCUGUGUGUUUGAUAAAUAAAGCUAAAAUGGGAUUUGA
Messenger RNA from Etheostoma cragini (Arkansas darter), 1275 nucleotides. RefSeq names its product transmembrane protein 275-like. The coding region runs from base 97 to 702 and encodes 201 amino acids. NCBI's taxonomy places the organism in Eukaryota, Metazoa, Chordata, Actinopteri, Perciformes, Percidae. The record is from RefSeq and is a predicted model, not a curated record. The transcript has 2 exons.